UGAAAGUCGCAACGAUGGAAGCAGUGCAACUCGAACCGUUGUUUGAAGAAAAUUUACCCGAAUUGAAAGCAGGUGUCGUGCUGGCAGUUACAUCACCGAUGGAAAGGUUGAUUAUAUUUGAUCGAGUGAACAAAUAUGACAAGAUGCUACGAUCAAUGGCCUACUUGAUUAGAUUCGCGAAGUUUAUUGCGAGCAGAAAACAAUCAAUUAUCCGCGGACCACUGACUGUUUUGGAAUUGAGAGGUGCGUUGGCAGUAACAGUGCGUUGUGUGCAAAAGGAGACGUUUAAUCUUGAGCUGCGUGUGAUUGCUGAAGGUGGCCAAUCGAAACACCGCCUUAGUGGUUUGAAACCUUUCAUUGAUCCACAAGAUGACAUGUUGCGCGUAGGUGGCAGACUCAAAAACGCUCUCAUUCCUUAUGACAGUCGACAUCAAAUGCUUUUGCCUGGUGGACAUCCAUUUGUGGAUGCUAUUGUGAGAAGUUUGCACCGAUCAAAUUUGCAUAUUGGGCAGAAGGGUCUGCUUGCGUUGGUUCGCCAGCGGUUUUGGCCACUGAGAGUGAAGUCGACUAUACGGAAGGUCAUCGCUAACUGUAUCACUUGUUUCAGAGCGAAUCCACUGAAGACAUCCCAACUGAUGGGAGAUUUGCCAUCUUACCGUAUCCAGCCAGCACCGACAUUUGCCUACACUGGUGUAGACUUUGCCGGACCCUUUUUGAUUAAAUCGCACACUGCAAGUCGCAGACCACUUAUCACGAAGGCUUAUGUUUGCCUAUUUGUCUGCAUGCUAACCAGAGCUAUCCAUUUAGAGUUAGUGUCUGACUUGACAACGAGUGCAUUUCUGGCUGCAUUACGGCGAUUCACCAGCAUUUGGGAGGCGGGUGUGAAGCAGGUAGAAGCCGUUUUAAAUUCUCGACCGCUGGUACCGUGCUCCGAUGAUCCAUGUGACCUUACAGCGAUAACACCAGCCCAUUUCUUAAUUGGCCGAGAGAUGAAGGCAGUGACCGAACCAUCCUACCUAAAUGUUAAGCAGAGCACUCUUUCUCGGUGGCAAUUAGUACAAACUAUAUUUCAACAUUUCUGGAGAAGGUGGACAGCAGAAUACUUACCAGAACUUCAGAACAGAGCAAAGUGGACGAAAGCAACACCCAUAGCAAAAGGUGCUCUAGUUCUGAUGGCUGACCAGGGUUCUCCGCCUUUCGAAUGGCCCCUUAUAAAGUUACACCCUGGAAAAGACAACAUUUGCCGUGUCGUCACUGUGAAAACAUCUAAGGGCGAGUACAAGCGUGCCAUAACCGAGGUUUGCCUACUGCCUCUGGACAGCAAGCCAGAUUGAAAGGAUUUCAACGCCGGG
This is a messenger RNA of Armigeres subalbatus, 1352 nucleotides long. RefSeq lists its product as uncharacterized. Bases 15 to 1334 code for a protein of 439 amino acids. Lineage: Eukaryota; Metazoa; Arthropoda; Insecta; Diptera; Culicidae. Gene Ontology annotation, molecular function: nucleic acid binding. The record is from RefSeq and is a predicted model, not a curated record. The transcript has 2 exons.